AACGAUCUAGUGAACUCCAACUCACUUAGCUUUCCAUCAGUGGGCCGGACACAUCCCAAAAUGCGUACCGACGGCUGAUGCGACCCAGACACGGCAGGUGACCGCCGAAAACGCCUCUUUUUCGUGUUAGGUCGGGCCAGGGAUGGAUCCAUUGCGGGCGUGCGGGAUCCAUCUCUGGCUCUCACAGUCAUGGCCGUCUCACUGUCGAUCCUAGCGGGUGGUAUGGGAGGUCCACCCGCCAAGCUCCUGCCAACCAUUUAAGGUGGAAGUCUGCUGUUUGGGAUUCGGUUCUUCUCUCAUCGUGAGACCCCCAGUUCACCAUGUCUUCAAUCGACCAGACGUGGGAUUUCAUCGUUGUAGGUGGUGGCCCAGCGGGCUGCGCCCUUGCGUCAAGGCUCGCACGAUCGGCAAGACACCCUCGAGUUCUGCUGCUGGAAGCUGGCCCUCGCAACGAUGAUCCGUCACUGCGCGUGGAUGGUCAACGGUGGCAGACCUUUAUGAAUGGAGACCUGAACUGGGGAUACAAAACCACGCCACAAGAACAUUGCAAUGACCGGCAGAUCGACUACUCUCGGGGAAAGGUGCUGGGUGGCAGCAGUGCUAUCAACUUUGGUGUCUACACUGUUGGUGCGCGAGACGACUAUAACGAGUGGGCAGCUCUUGUUGGAGAUGACUUGUAUUGCUGGGAACGCAUGAAGGCUCGGUUCAGGGGGUUGGAGACGUUUGACGGUGCUAUUGUUGACCCGACGCACACUAAGUAUGCGACCCCGAAGGCCUCCGACCACGGGUCCCAAGGCGGACUGAAGGUCGGCUACGCUGCUGAAUGGGAGCAGGAUCUCCCUCUCAUGAUGGAUGUGUUUGAGCAGGCUGGCCUUGCACGGAACCCUGAUCACAACUCGGGUGACCCCAUUGGCAUGGCCUUGGUUAUUAACUCGUCUCAUCAAGGCCAAAGGGUGACCGCGACUGACCUCUUGAAGGGUGCGCCGUCGAAUCUGACUGUCAUCACAGAGGCGCCGGUGCUGAAGGUGCUACUUCAAGGCACCAAGGCUGUUGGUGUGGUUACCAAGGAGAAAACAUACCUUGCAUCCAAAGAAGUGAUCUUGACACCCGGGUCGCUGGAUACGCCCAAGAUCCUCAUGCACUCCGGGAUUGGACCGGCAGAACAGCUGCGAAAAUUCCAGAUUCCCAUCGUCAAAGACGUUCCUGCAGUUGGACAGGGUCUUCGGGACCACUUCUUCGCCCCGCUGUGCUUCCAACGUAACCCGACGACGAACGAUCGCAAUGCUUUCUUUGGCGACCAGGCGGCCAUGGCAUCAGCUCUGGAGCAAUGGAGCAAAGAUGGCACCGGGCCGUGGGCUCGGCACUCGUGCCAAAUCGCCGCCGGCUGGCUCAAGUCGGACCGUUUGGUCGAGUCUGCCGAGUUCAAAGCGCUGCCUUCUACGGUGCAGGAGUUUCUGCAGCGUGACACGGUGCCGCAUUACGAGUUUAUGACGCACUUUCCCCUGCACCUCAUUUCGCCCGAGGCUACCCAGGACUACAGCUACAUCUGUAUGCUGGUGUUCCUGAUGAACGAGCAGUCGAGCGGCGAAGUGCGGCUGCAGUCGGCUAACCCUGAAGAUCCUCUGUUGUUUGACCCGAAGUUUCUGUCCCAUCCAUUUGACCGGCGGGCGUGCAUCGAGAUCUAUCGCCAUGCGCUCGAGGUGACGAAGCAUGAAUCAUUCCAGAAAGACACCGUGUCGACCUUGAUUGCCCCACCAUCUGAGUCCGACGAGGAUAUCUUGGAGUUCUGGAAGAACACGCUGGGAUCGAGCUGGCAUAUGACCGGGACGGCCAAGAUGGGGAAGGCAGGGGAUGUUGAUGCAGUCGUGGACAAUCGGUUCCGGGUGUUUGGCAUUGGGAAUCUGCGGGUGGCCGACAUGAGCGUGGUGCCAGUGUUGACCAACAACCACACGCAGGCGACGGCGUAUGUGACGGGGGUGACGUGUGGAGAUGCGCUGGCAGCGGAGUAUGGCCUGGACGGGCUCCAACCAGCGCGACUGUAGACAGUUUCAUAGUAUGUCAGGUGAUCCCGAGUCUCCCAGAAGUGAGAGAUGUGGCUGCAGCCAACUCUUCUGGGCCCAGAGGCUGGUGGCCGCCUUGACCAAUGAAUUCCUGUCUAUUUCCAUCGCCCUAUCACAAUAACCUAAUGAUAAAGGGACGGAACAAGCCAUCCAAUUUCCAGUGUUGUCACUGGAUCCAGUUAAUGUUGCAUUGCCAAGCA
This is a messenger RNA of Aspergillus sclerotioniger CBS 115572, 2260 nucleotides long. RefSeq names its product GMC family oxidoreductase. NCBI's taxonomy places the organism in Eukaryota, Fungi, Ascomycota, Eurotiomycetes, Eurotiales, Aspergillaceae. Bases 321 to 2042 code for a protein of 573 amino acids. The record is from RefSeq and is a predicted model, not a curated record. The transcript is spliced from 3 exons. Gene Ontology annotation, molecular function: oxidoreductase activity, acting on CH-OH group of donors; flavin adenine dinucleotide binding.